AUGUGUAUACGACACCACUCUCACUUUCACAGGAACCGUUUUGUCUUUGAUCAAUGCAAACCACAACCUCCCUUGGCCAUCAAAACCAUUCUUUCUCAAGUGGAGGAGCUAGCUGUGUUGAAUAACAAAAGGAAUGUGAGGAGGCUUUGCGAAGGACCCUCUCCAAAUCCUACCUCUUGGACAGCCCCGGAUGCCCAUGUUAUUAAAGUUAACUUUGAUGCUGCUUGGUUGGCAUCCUCUGGCAAAGCAAGAGCAGGUCUUAUUGCACGAAAUGCUAAUGGUGAGUUCGUGGGAGCGAAAUGCCUAUCCUUUCAAGCGGAAUCUGCGAUCAUGGCUGAGGCAAUUGCUGGUUUAGAAGGUUGCAAAUGGGCAUCUGAGCUGGGCUUAUCUGAGGCAUGGAUUGGUAGGAAAAACAAUGAAGCGACAGAUCACCUUGCGUCGCUGGCACUAUCGAGGUCGAGUCCGGAAGUCUGGGUAUCCAGGCCCCCCACCUCUCUUGUGCAUAUUGUGGGAGCAAAUUUCAUCCCACUAGAAUAUUCGCCAAAGAUUCCUUCGUCUUCUCCACUUCUCUUUCUCCCUGCAAAACAGAUCGGGGUAAAAGGACCACACCCGGGGGGUGUUGGCCAAAGGCCCUCCGAUGCCUAUGUUAGGAGAUGUGAAUUAUCUGUUGGGCUGUCCAGCUGUAACUGGGCUUCCUUCUUUAAUUUGGGCUCUUGCGUGGAGGAGGUCUUUGACUUGCCACUUUGGUAUUUUAACUUGGGCUGUCCAGCUGUAACUGGGUGGAGGCGAGCCAGCCUGCUGCUGGAGCAGGAACAGUAUGAGUCAAGGCGAUCAUGUGUGGAGCAAGGACAUGUUGGAAGUCAGCGGCAGAUGGGUAGGGAGGUUGGCGACGGUCCGCUCAUUCCUCACACCUACUGUGAUGAAAAUAACAUUCACAAGAAGCUCGAUCUUGGCCCGAACACGAUCAAUGUUCAUCAAGCUUUGAACAUCCUUGCCAGGUUCUGUGGAUUGCGCUGGUUGCUGAGUGAACAUCGGAAGGAGGCUGAUGGUCUACUCCUAGCCGAAGAUGUUGAAAGAAGGGAGCUGCAUGGCUCAGACCUUGAUAAUCUGCCAGUUGAGCGGGAGAAGUCCUCGACCAAGCUUCCUCAUUCUUCCACGAUCAAGUCUUCCGAUCAAGCGCCUCGUCAGCACGAACAGUAA
Molecule: messenger RNA, 1200 nt
Organism: Prunus armeniaca (apricot)
Lineage: Eukaryota; Viridiplantae; Streptophyta; Magnoliopsida; Rosales; Rosaceae
Source: the annotation of a GenBank genome assembly